AUGUACAUUUGUCAUCAGGUUAUUGCGCACCAAACCCACGAAGUUGUGACCAAAUGUGAUCACAGUCAACCGCUGUUAGAAAGAGGCGCCCGUCUGACUCUAGGCGACCAGUCUUUCUAUCAUCCGGAUCUGCCAUUCACGAUCUCAGUCAAAUUAGUUCACCCUGGUCUGGAGAAUUUGAGCGACCAGAAAGUUUUCCUGGAACUCAGUCAACUGGCAGUGGCUUGUAACCAGCGUGACCGAAUGCCCGAAAUUAGUCCGAACCAUAUACAACAUUUUAUUCAAUUAUCUGAAUUAACCAAUUCCGAUGGAGAAGCAGUUUUUAUUGUCCCUCCAAUUCGAUAUAGCCCGUUCAUUCUGAUGCAAGCCAGUGUGCCCGCUUUAGACCCGAGAAAACUGUGGCACAAUCAGAUCGGAUCGCUGAANCUGAGAAAACGAUAA
Molecule: messenger RNA, 441 nt
Organism: Echinostoma caproni
Lineage: Eukaryota; Metazoa; Platyhelminthes; Trematoda; Plagiorchiida; Echinostomatidae
Source: the annotation of a GenBank genome assembly